Molecule: messenger RNA, 6957 nt
Organism: Halichondria panicea
Lineage: Eukaryota; Metazoa; Porifera; Demospongiae; Suberitida; Halichondriidae
Exons: 6
Coding region: 510-6623 (2037 amino acids)
Molecular function (GO): protein binding
Source: RefSeq, a predicted model, not a curated record
GUAGAACCUCGAUUAUCCGGACACCUUGGUUCCAGAAGCAGACCGGAUAAGUGAAUAUGCCGGAUAAUCGAAUAUAUAAACCACGCCUUGAUCCAACCACUUUAUUGAUAAACAGCAGUGCAGCAUGGUUGUCUGCGCAUGCGCAGAAGAUAAGCAGGCAUGUCUCCAUGGUAACAGCUGCAACGCGCAUGCGCAUUUGGGGGAAACGCCCAUUUUCUGAUCUGAUAAAAAGAAAACUCCCAAGCCGGAUAAUUGAGGUUCCGGAUAAUGGAGGGCCGGAUAAUCGAGGUUCUACUGUACUAAUUAGGCCUAUAAAAUAUCUUCAGAAACUUGAAUUGUACUCUGAUAUCCAAGUCUUCUGGGUCAGCUGCUGAGAGUGUAACUGACAGCCUCUUGUCUAUGAUUAUAGGCAGAGUGAAACACAGAAGUCAAGGCAAAAGACAUCAGUAAUGAUAUGGACGAGCGGAUCGAUAUGUUAUUACUAGACUAUCAUGCAAAGGGGUUGAAUAAUGGCUAUUAAUACCAAGUAUCAAAACCUUUUUGAAUUCUGUAUCCAAGGGGAUCGGAUUGGUUUAGCUGAUUACAUCAUUACUAAUAGUUGUAACCCAAGUGCGUACGACGCUCGAGACAUUAAUGGACGAACAGCUCUUCAUAUUGCAUGUCAGCAUGGACACUUGUUCACUGUACGCUCAUUGAUAGAAGUGUUUGGUUGUUCAUCUACGAUUGUUGAUAAAUCAGGGAAUCUUCCUUUUCAUGUUGCUUGCUUAUAUGGUCACUUGCCCAUUGUGGACUAUCUGUUUAGUCUUGUUGCCAACGAAGACAUUUCUACAGCUGUUUUCCAGACUGACUCAGAAGGAAACAAUCUACUUCAUAAAGCAUGCCAGUCUGGAUCAGUCUCUACUGUUAGAUACAUUCUACAACUUGUUGGCUAUCCAAAGAAAGAUCUAAUCUGCAAGAAACUCAACUUAUACCAAGACAGCAUUUCUGUGUAUAAUGCUGCUUCUAUUGAAACAACCUCUUUAUGCCAGGUGCAGUCAGUAAUCAAGUGUAUUACAAAGCAAAAUACUCUAGGUGACACUCCAAUCCAUGUAGCGUGCCGCCAUGGUCAUCUGAAGGUUUUGAAGAUUUUUCAAGUAUAUUUUCCUUAUAGUAAUUUGCUGGAAUCUCUAUUUCUUAUUGCUAUAGUCUGCAAUAACAUGAGUAUAAUUAACUAUUUCAAAGCUCUUAAGAAUACGACUGUCUUAGAUUUCAAUUCUGAGGAACCAGGACUCUGCAAAUGUGAGAAAAUAGAUUCUCGUCAAAGAUUCAGAUUAAUAACUUCGUUGGGAUUGCGUGAAGACAGAGAAUUAUUCAGAGACAGAACCAUGUACAGACGUAAGAAUGUUCAUCCAAUGGAAAGCGCAAUCUGUGAACGUUGUCAAGAUAGGUUAACAGUACUCAGUAUACCAGCUUUUAAUAGGUCUACAUCAAUGGGCCACUGCCCUUUUUGUAAUGAAAAAGGUAAUUAUAAGAGAGAGUUUAGUUUUCAUUGUGAGUCGUGUUCUUCAGUUUUGGCUAGUGAUAAAAUUGUAAGAGUGAACUGCUUACUAUGUAAAUCGUUAAAGCUUACAUUGUCGGCAUUGGAAGACCCAGCCCACCUCCGUUUAGUUCAUCCCUUACAGACUCAUAAGCAUCCAAAAGGACCCUCCCAAGCUGCAGCGUUAUGUGGAAAUCUGGAACCUUACCGGCAAGCACAAAUGAUGUUUUCUUCCACAGAAAAAUAUCUUUUUCAUGCUGCGUGCAUUUCUGAUAAUGUGGAGCUAGUUAAGCACAUCAUGGAAACAUUAAAUGUUGGUAUUAAUGAACUUGAUUCAGAAGAUAAUACUCCUCUACAUGUGGUAUGUGAAUGGGGGUCUUGUAAGGUCUUUUCAUUCCUCUUAUCUUUUAGUAACCUCCAAAUGACAAAGAUUAAUAAAUUUGAUCAGACUCCACUUUCACUUGCUGCUAAACACUCAAGAAUUGAUUUUGUCACCAAACUCUUAGAGUGUGACAUCAAAAAUGAUGGAAAUUCUUUCCACCUUGCAUGCGGUACGGGAAACAUCGACCUUGUUAAGGAUCUAACACAAUGCAAGGAUGAUACACUGAUCAAUCAUGUAGAUAAGUAUGGGGAAACUCCUAUAUUUGAUGCUUGCCGUGGUGGACAUCUAGAGUUGAUAAAAUUUCUUGUUACGAAAGGCUGCAACCCACUAUUUAUAAACAAACAAACUAAAGAAACACCCAUUCAUAUUGCAUGCAGAAUGAACAGACCUGAUAUUCUUGAAGCAUUGUGUCAAUCUCAGCUGAUAAAUGAACAGUCUCUAGAAUCAAACAUCUGUGGUAUUUCUCCAAUCCAUCUGGCUAUUGAAAACAAUUGCUUUGAAUUAAUUCAAAUUAUUGUUAAAUAUUGUUCAAUUAAUCUGAACCAACCUAUUAAUGAGAAACAAGCAACGUUGGUACAUUGUGCAGUCCAAAUGGACGAUAUAGGAUUGAUCAACUAUCUUCUCCAACAACCGUCUGUAAAUUGGAAUGCACAAGAUAGCGACGGUAACACAGCUCUUCAUUUGGCGUGUAUUGAUGAAAAUUAUGCUAUUGUGAAGCUGGUUGCAUGUGAAAUGAAGCACGUUGACUCUAGCUCCUCAGCUGUGCCACUGCAUUCCAAUGUUUGCUCCGCAGUAUCUCAAAAUAAUGUCAGAAAAUCUCCUUUACACUUGGUUUGUGAAUCCGAGAAUACUGUCAUCCUAAAGCAUCUACUAGGGAAACUCCCCAAAGCUUGUAAUUUGGACAAACUCGUUGAUGCUGAUCAAAAUACAGUCCUGCAUGUUGCUGUCAAGACUGGAUGUAUCGACACAGUUGUACUUUUAUCAGAGAUUACUUCAUGUACAUGUAAAAACUCUUUAGGUGAAACACCAAUACAUAUUGCAUGUGGAAGUGGUAACCUUAAAAUAGCAUGUAUUCUUUUUUCCAAAGCAACUGAUGCCGCUGUGUAUUCCAAGAAUGGAGAUUCUUACUUGCAUUCAGCCUGCCGAGGAAAGUCACUGGAGAUUAUUAACUUUUUGCUGAAUAAGAGUCGACUCAACUGUCCCAGUCUAUUUGUUGCCAAUGAACACGGAAAUACUCCUCUUCAUGUAGCUUGCUUGCUAGGUAAUGCUGAAAUGAUAAAGUUGCUAUUACCUCAUUGCUCGAAUCAAAUUCGAAGUCUAAACAGUCAGAAUCACACACCAUUUUGCUGUUUGCUGAUAGGUAAACAUCCGAAUGUCAUUAUGGAUCUCUUGUCAUCGAAAAAGAUGGAUGAUAAAUGGUGUACAGACGCUCAGCCAAUGCUUCAUUCUGUUGUCAUAUUGUCAUCCAGUGAAAGGGUAUAUGAACUUACAACGUUUCUUUUAUCUGGAAAGUAUUGCGACCCUUCAGCGUGUGACAAAAAUGACAAUACCAUUUUUCACAGUUUCAUACUUCGAUUCUCAAUGAGUAGCUAUAGACAACCAAGCUACGUCUACUAUUUUUCAAGUGAUAAUAAUUUAAAACUAUGGAAUUACCUUCUAGAAAUUCUUGGAUCUGAGAUAAACAAACAAAAUAUAAAUGGUGACACACCUUUGCAUAUGCUAUGCAAUAUUCAUAAAAGAUCCAGACAUGGUGGGAAUAACUAUUCAAAACUAAUGAUUGAAAGAUUGCUUGCUCAUGCUGAAAGCAACAUCAACAAAUCUCUAACAUCCAGAAACAAACUAGGCAAAACUCCCGUUCAACUUGCAAACAAACAAGUUAUGAGGCUACUCAUUCCAUAUGGAGCGAAUCCCGAAGACGUUUACUUUGAAUUUGGUCCCAUACUAGACAAAUUCAAACAUGAGCACCCCCUAAAACCUUCAAUGAAAAUAAUAGUUGUAGGUAACUCUACAGCUGGUAAGACAACUCUUGUAAAAGCCAUAGAACAGCUCGAGUUGAAGCAAGGUAGCACACCAAUCGAAAGUGUUGGUGGCCCAACUGCAGGAGUAGAAACAAUUGGACUGGAGAGCCCAGACUUAGGAGCUGUAAAAUGUCAUGAUUUUGCAGGACAACCUGAAUUUGAAAGCAGCAAUUCAGCUUUUCUAGAGAACUCAGUGUCUCUCGACCAAUCUCCAAUUUUCUUACUACUUGUCGAUGUUAGUAAUGACCUUGAUGUAAUAGAAAAGCACACUCGAUAUUGGUUUACAUUUAUACAGAAUCAUGCACCCCAACAGCUUGAAACACCACCCCAUGUAAUCAUUCUUGGGAGUCAUAGUGACUGUAUUGAUACAGCUCAACACAAAAACAUUGAGAAGUGUUUAGCAUCUGCAAUUCAAAGCGUUCAUUCAACUAAUUUUCAUGUUAUUGGUCCAUUUCUACUUGACUGCCGUAAAGUGGAUACUAAGUUGCAAAAAUUGAGCAAGAUGUUAGCAAAAAGCUGCUCAAGCUUGAGAAAAACAGUUGAUAUUGACAUCCGGUGCCACAUUUUGUUUGCUUAUCUAUCGGAAUGGUUCGGUUCUAAACCAGCUGUAAAAUUUUGUGAUAUUCAAGAUAGAAUAAAGUCCUUGACCACUACGCUGUCGUGUGCAUGCACUAUUCGCCAGCCAAAUUUUUUUGAGAUCAGUUCACAUUCUGAAUCACAUGAUGAUAUUCUUCCCUUCACUAAGGAAACGUUAUUAGAAUUGCUAAAAAGCCUUCACGCCGGUGGACAUAUACUAUUACUAAAUACAGAACCUGCAGAAGAUUGUUGGGUUGUAAUGGACAAUGAUUGGCUAUUUGAAAAAGUGAAUGGCACCCUCUUUGCUCCAAUGUCCUUUGAUACACCAAAGCUACCAACAAACACUGGGGUGGUAUCAGAAGAUAUGCUUAUUUCUCUGUUUGGGCAGGUUGAUAUCGACUUAAUAACAGCAUACACGGUGUAUUCAGAGUUUUGUCGGAAGAUUGAAGACCCAGUGACGCUAAAUCUAAUUGAAGGAGGCUGUACAUCAGAAUCGCAGAGUUUUGAUCACGAAGAAGACCCACCUUUUAUUUCUGACAAUCCUGCUGAAGCAGAAGAAAUUUUGAGUACUUCAGGCAACGAAGCAUCAGACUCAAUUACUGCUCAAAAAAACUAUUAUUUCUUUCCUGGUCUAGUUAAGUGUGAGCGACAAGCUGAUGUGUGGUAUGCCAGCUCGCCUGCAAGCUUUAAUUUUGGGUGGUACUUACUUUGCAAUAAGAACAGCUUUUUGGAUCCACGGUUUCUUUACGUACUUUUACUUCGCUUAACAUUUACUUUUACUGCUUCUACCAAAGGCUCAUCUCAACACGAUCUAGUACGUAAGUGCAAUAUAUGGAAGAAUGGUAUUCACUGGAGCACAACACGUGGUGUAGAGGUUUUGGUCGAGGUCAUUGAGCAGAAUACUGCUGUACUACUUUUGGUAAGGUGUUUAAAAGAUCAUGAGAUAGAAGGAGUUAAGUUGCGAUCUCAGGUAAUUAACAUGAUCCUUGAAGCAAAGGAUCAGUUCUGCUCAAAAGCUAGAGUUACAGAAAACAUUCUUGCUGAAUGUUUCCAAUAUCCUCAGAAUUUCCAGCUGAAAAUUCCUAUUCUUGACAUUGCACAAUCUAUUGCCAAGGCACAUGUCUGUGUUGUCGAUUCAAGAAACAAGCCACUAAUGUUAAGGGACCUUCUUUUUUUCGAUCCAUAUCUUCAGAUUGGGGAAAAGCUGAUAGAAAAAUUGUGGUCAAAGGAAUGUUCAGAAGAAGAGGUACCAUCUAUCUUCCUGUUUGAAUUAUCUGAGGCACAGAGCACACUUGUGCAUCAGAUUAGCAAGCUUCUAGGUGUUCCUCAAAGUGAUGUUGAUUCAUAUACUAGGCAAAAAUGGGAAUCCGAACCUACUAAAUUACUUCUCCAUAUCUAUGAAUUAUGGAAGGUCAGACAAAAAAAACCAUGUUACGAGAAUCUUCGCAAGGUUUUUACCUCACACAGCAUCUUCUGUGGUCGGAACCCACUAGAAGUGAUGAAAGAUGUACCUCUGGACAAAUCCAUGUCAUCUGAUCAGAUGCAUGUACAUGCCAAACCUCAAUUAGAAGCGUGUAUAUACAGUGACCAAAGCCCUACUUUAAAGACUUUCACAGCUUGUGCAGUAUACAAUGAAGCCAAGCCACGCACUGGAUCUCAUUUGCUGAUAGUAAACCCGAUGUUGGAAAACGUAUCAAUUAAGCAUCUUAUAAGUAUUACAUGGCAGAGCGAUCAAUCAGGAAGAAGUACCUCUGAUUGCGAAUUGUGUAUCCUAAGGGAUGCUUCAUGUUCCUGGGAGAAAAUUGCAGAGACCCUCGAAUUACAGCCACUUAUGUUUAAUUCCGAUCCUCACACCCGAAAGCCACCACAGGAUUGCACAAGUGACGUAUUCAAGUGGUGGCUUACUCAUGACACAAGUUAUGAUAAAACAUGGACAGGUUUACACCGCCUUCUAAUUGAUUCAAACAUGCCUGCUUUGGCCGAGCAACUUUAUGAAGCAAUUAACAGUCCGACCAGCUCAGCUCUCAGAGGAAGUCCCUUCAAGAAUUCACCAAAGCCGUACACAAAACGUUCAACAUCAUCUCAACGAAGAAAGAAGAAAUCAUCAAUAUCGGGAGCUUCCAACUUUUGAAGUCGUUACACACACAUUCUAGUUAUCCUGUUACACACUGAUUUUAUGCCUCCGGACAGAUAUUUUGUAUGUAGUUGCAGUCAUGUGUUCAUCCAUUGCACCUUAGCUACUUGCUUAAUACAAUACACACCCUCUUCAACUACGCUAUAGUUUUAUCUGUUGUAACAAUUGCCUUUCAUUUCCGUGUGCAUACUUGCACGUAAUUAGUCAUCACAAGCUAUAAUAAAUAGUAUAGUUAGUCAUUAUUUUUGUGUUAGUGAUUUACUUACACGUACAAUAAUUAUAACUGACAAAAUUCCAUCACACAAAUCAAAACAGUGUUUAUUAAAUCGAA